Molecule: messenger RNA, 1257 nt
Organism: Naumovozyma dairenensis CBS 421
Lineage: Eukaryota; Fungi; Ascomycota; Saccharomycetes; Saccharomycetales; Saccharomycetaceae
Gene: CAM1
Product: translation elongation factor EF1B gamma
Exons: 1
Coding region: 1-1257 (418 amino acids)
Biological process (GO): translational elongation
Cellular component (GO): cytoplasm; nucleus
Molecular function (GO): translation elongation factor activity
Source: RefSeq, a predicted model, not a curated record
AUGUCCCAAGGUACUUUAUAUGCCAAUUUCAGAAUCAGAACUGUUGUUCCAAGAGCCUUGGUCAAGACUUUCAACUUGGAUGUCAAGUUAGUGGAACCAGAAAAGGCUCAAGAACAAUUCGCCAGGGAUUUUCCAUUGAAAAAAGUCCCAGCUUUUGUUGGUCCAAAGGGUUUCAAAUUGACUGAAUCCAUGGCUAUCAAUUUCUAUUUGAUUAGUUUAUCUGAUGAUGAAAAAUUGAAAGCUCAAUUGCUAGGUCCUGAAAAUGACAUCAAGGCUAGAGCUGAGAUUAUUAGAUGGGAAUCAUUCGCUAAUAGUGAUUUCAUUAGUCAAAUUAUUAGAGCUUUUGGUCCAUUAAGAGGUGACGUUCCAUACAACAAGAAGAAGGUCGAUGCAGCUUUAGUGAAAAUUGAAGAAAUGGUCACUAUUUUUGAAGCUAGAUUGAGAAAUUACACUUAUUUGGCUACUGAAUCUAUCUCUUUAGCUGAUUUGGUUUGUGCUGCCAUCUUUACUAGAGGGUUCAACUAUUUAUUCGGUAAACAAUGGAGAGAUGAACAUCCAAUUAUUAUGAGAUGGUUCAACACUAUCAUUGCAUCUCCAAUCCUAAAGGAUGAAUACGUUGAUUUUAAGUUCAUUGAUGUUCCAUUGGCUCCUCCACAAAAUAAGAAGAAGGAAAAAAAGGCUGCUGAGCCAAAACCAGCUACUGCCAAGAAGGAAAAGAAGCCUGAUACUGAAGCUGAAGCUGACGUUGAAGCUGCUCCAGCUAAGAAACCAAAACAUCCAUUGGAAUUGUUAGGUAAAUCUACUUUCAUCUUAGAUGAAUGGAAGAGACAGUAUUCUAACGAAGAUACUAGACCAGUUGCAUUACCAUGGUUCUGGGAACAUUACAAUCCAGAAGAAUACUCUUUAUGGAAGGUUGAUUACAAAUAUAACGAUGAAUUGACUUUAACUUUCAUGUCUAACAAUUUAGUUGGUGGUUUCUUCAACAGAUUAUCUGCUUCUACCAAAUACAUGUUUGGUUGUUUAGUUGUCUAUGGUGAAAACAACAACAAUGGUAUCACCGGUGCUAUUAUGGUUAGAGGUCAAGAUAAUGUCCCAGCUUUCAAUGUUGCUCCUGAUUGGGAAUCUUACUCUUACAGCAAGUUGGACCCAACUAAGGAAGAAGAUAAGGAAUUCAUUAAUAACAUGUGGGCUUGGGAUAAACCAGUUGUUGUCAACGGUGAAUCCAAGGAAAUUGUUGACGGUAAGGUUUUAAAAUAG